Molecule: messenger RNA, 1761 nt
Organism: Neoarthrinium moseri
Lineage: Eukaryota; Fungi; Ascomycota; Sordariomycetes; Amphisphaeriales; Apiosporaceae
Exons: 3
Coding region: 1-1761 (586 amino acids)
Source: RefSeq, a predicted model, not a curated record
AUGCCCUGCUUCAAGGGCAUCGCCGUGAGCAUUCACGCGAAUAGCUCCCCGCUCAGCGAGUACGGCAUGCAGAAGCAGUCCCGCAUGUCACGCAUCAGCACCUACAUCCCCGUGCCCUCCCCGCAGCUGAACCCGGACACCUCGCAGCAUGAGCCCGCCCGCUUCGCCAUCAGCAUCACCCUGCUGACCCCGGGCCAUCCCAUCCCCUACACCCAGCCCAAGAAGUCGCCCGCCAACCCGGACCCGAAGCCCCUCUACGCCGGGCCCCUGCCCUCGGCCGCCGCCGACCCCUCCAAGCACGCCAACACCGUCACCCCCUACAUCCCCAUGACCAACUCGGAGAACGAGACCAUAGCCGCCUACAUCUACUUCGACGGCCGCGCUAAGGAGGAGGUCGCCACCUUGCUCCGCCCCGGCGAGGAGACCUGGGUCAACAGCCGCUGGGUCCAGGUCCCCGAUAGCGAGGGCGGCGGCCUCGCCGAGCGCGAGUUCCUGUUCCGCGAGGUCGGCCUGGAGCGCUGGCUCAACGGCCUGGAUCUGCAGGGCCACGAUGCUGCCGAGAAGGUUGAGAAGAGGAGGCAGAAGUUCGAGAGGCGCCACCGCCGCCAAAAGUCGGCCGCCGCCGGCACCGGCAUGGACCUGGAGAAGACGAACCGCUCCCGGGACACCCUGGCCUACGGCAACAGCGAACAGUCGCCCCUGGCCGACGGCAUGGAGGACUCGGACUCGGACUCGCUCUCGGACGACGACGACGAGCCGCCCGAGGCCACGGGCCAGAUCAAGGUCGCCAUGUUCCGCGUCAUCGCCUCGGGCGAGAUCAAGAAGGGCGAGUACUCGCCGCAGUUUGACGCGCACGAUGACGACGACGACGAGAACAGCGGCGCGCAGCAGGGAGGCAGCAACGGCGUCGACGCCAGCGUCGAGCACACCACCAGCUUUGCCAAGCCCAAGACGCUCGAUCCUAAGACGAUUAGCACCCAAACCGUAACCGGCAUUGAUGGGCCAGAUAAGCCCUAUGCUGUCUUUACCUUCUUUUACCGCGGCCAGCGACAACUAUCGAAGAUGGGUAUUCUCCCCUCGGCAAAGGACGCCAAAACAACCACGCCCGGAGCCAAGCGGCGUAGUACGCAGCUCGAUUUCUCGAACCUGGGGCCGCUCAAGACGACUGGCACCGUCGGCUUCUCGGCCUUCCGAGAUCAGGAUACCGAACGGCGGAAAUCGAGAAAGAAGAGCAACGGCAGCAUAGGCGGCGCCAUGGUUGAGGAUAGUGACGAUGACGAUGACGACGCGAACCCCCUGAAGAAGAUGGAGGCUGAGUAUGACCUUAACAAGGUCGACAAGUCCCACCUGGCUCCCGAGGACGCAGAGAUACAGGCCGAGCUGAAAGCUGGUAUUGACAGGAUUCGGCUAAAGAGACAGCAUUCCGCCGAACCCGACAGCGCAGCAGCUGCCGCGAACAGGAAAUCCCCGAGCACAGGUCCCACCAGCGCAACGACGCCGACGGAUUCCGCGUCGAACGUGGCACCUGCUGCCGGCGUUGCCAACCUCAUGGCCCAGCCCGCCGGAGAGACGACAAUCGGCAGUCCGUUGAAGAAGCAUCGUCCAAGCGCCGACGAAGGGGCCAAGGACAGGUCUGCUGGGUUCCCCUCGGCUCUGGGCGACGUGCUGGGCCGGGCCACGGCGAACCAGCAAAUGAAGGAGACAGCACAGGCGCCGCCCGCGGCGCUGGGGCCGAAGGACGAGAGCGACGAGGAGCUGUAG